CGUAUCACAUGCUUCUUUAUUCAUUAUCGAUGUUGGCUAAAAGGCUCCGCGUCACUGCCAAAGGAUUGGAGGCCUCGAGGGGUGCCCGUCGCGCAUCUUCACGAGCACAGAGCCGCGGUGAAUAGACUGGUUUCGAUACCGGAUACCAACCUGUUCGCGAGUAGUUCCUCCGACGGAUGCAUCAAGAUUUGGGACGCCAGUAAGAUGGAGGGACGAAAUAUCGCUAAUCGUUCUAGGCAUGCGUACAUGCACAGAGGAGGCCCGCUGGUUGGCUUAACUGUAUGCGACCAAGGGCAAUCUUUAGCGAGCUCGGCGAGCACGUCCGGAACGGUAUUCGUACUUCGGAUCGAGCCAAACUCUAGUAAAAUGAGCCUGAUCGGCACUCGUCAAUUGGAUAUUCAGGAGGAAGGACCUGCUGUCGAUCUUCAGUAUCUAGAUUCCGGCUCGCAAUCGGUUCUUGUGUACGCCUCGUUGUACGGAUUUCUGGUAGGUUGGGACCUACGAUGUCCCGGCACAACGUGGCGCUUGGAAAACGACUUGAAGCACGGAGUCAUCACGUCGUUUUGCGUGAACAGUCAUCAGCAGUGGCUGACCCUCGGCACGAGCUCCGGUAUCCACACCUGCUGGGACUUGAGGUUUCAACUGCCGAUAACGAGCAUCAAGCAUCCGACAGGCGCCAGAGUGCGAAAGGUGAUAACGCAUCCGACGGAGCACUCGUGGAUAAUCUCGGCGGUGCAGGGCAACAACGAGAUCUCCAUGUGGAACCUGGAGACCGACCAGCGACAGAUGGUUCUGUGGGCAUCGAACGCCCCGCCGUUGAGCCGCACUCAAACCGGUCACACCGUGUGUGCCAUGUACGCCGGAUGCAUCGACUGCUCGGGCUUCCUCCUGGCCGGCGGCACCGACAUGCGACUACGCUUCUGGGACUUAAACAGACCCACCGCGUCCUACGUCGCCCUGCCCGCCGCUAACGAUGUCCUCACUCCAAAUUCACUGGCAUACGAUUUACGUUUGAUAGACGGAACGGACGUUGUGCAGGAGAUAUUGGUGGACGACGACUCCAAUCCGCUGUCCGGAAGUGACGCGAGAGGACGAAACACGGAGGAGAGCGGCCCCGAGACUCCACCCUCCGGUCAACACGACACGAUCUCCGCCGUGGCCAUGUCGAACACGUGCAUUCUCACCGGCAGCACGGACGGCCUGAUACAAGUCUGGAAAUGAUUGUUCUUCUCGCUCCCAAAUUCGAUUCCAAAGUACCUCGCACGUGCGACAAAAGAUUUUACCAGUGCAUUGCGGAAUUUCUCCCCGGUAAUAACGAAACCAUUGUGAUCCAAGUAAGGAAUAAGUUAUUCUAGAAUUGUUCAGGUAAAUUGUCCAGCGAUGCCGGACCGUAGUAUAAUUUAUUUAAGGGCAGUCGCGCGGAAGAAGUGUGAUGGCGACACAAUUAUGAUACUACAAUACCCCGUUUUCGCAAAAAAAAUUACCAUAUUUUUUUUAACAAUUUCGCAAUUGUUAUCAUUGAUGACAGGUCUUGUUGGAAGUUACGGUAGUAUCAUACGCAUCUCACUGUGCAAAAGAAAAGUUAACGCUACAAAUCAAAUUUAUUUUCAUUUAUAUAAUUUAAACAAAAAUUGAAAGUUCUAUUUCUAAAUAUAUAAUUUUAUAGAUUAACUGUAUAAAUACAAUUCUCUCAAUUAUAUUUAAAUUUGAGCUGUAUUUAUAUUGUUCAAUUUGCUUAGAUAAUGUGUUAAGAUGGCUCUUUUCGCUUUCUUAAACUACAAGCAUCAACGUGCACACAAUACCGCCGUGCUGUAUCGAAUUCUGUGAUCCUGAACUGUACAUAGAGUAUGUAAUAUACUUGAUAUUUAAGACUACCUGAUUACAAUUACGCAGUGGGGGCGUGCAUUUAAAAAAAAAAAACUUGAAUGUAAAUUUGCUUAUAAUGUAACGUAUAUAUAAAAAAUGUACAUAUAUAAUGUACAUAACUUAUUUUUAUACGUAAGAAAAGAGAAAAAGAAAGAGAGAGAAAGAAAACUAUAUUAGGGAGUAUUAUUGAUGUAUUAGGUAGAUGUGAUGGGCUUAGAAUGUCGAUUGAUGUUACACAGAUGACAGAUCGAUAGAUAGGCCUUUGAAGUAACUGUAUCUAAGUUAGCAGAUAUUUAGCGGGUCCGUACAUGCACUAGAAAUUUAACGCUGAAAGAUAUAAUAAAAGUUGUACUGACAUGAAGUGACUGCAUGAUGGAACAAGUCUCACGAAUGUCCGAGAAAGUAAUCUUCAUUUUUUACAGCUUUUAAUUCAUUAAAUUUAUUUUUUUCGAUUCUGAUACAAAGUUACUUUCUGCGAUAAGUUUCACAAUUUCAUCUUUUUGUUUUGUUUUUAAAUUGAACAGGUGCGAAUACGGACCGAGAAGCGAGGAGUAAUAAAAGUUCGCGUACAAAAAGGUGAUGUGGUUCGCGGACGAUUAUCUCCUCGCUUCGUACUUUACAUGGUGAACGCGUACCGUAAGUAGCUAUGUAAUCACGAAUAUUUAUGUAUACUAGUUUGUCACACACGCGGACACAUACGUACACGUAACCACAUUGACUGAAAAAUACUCUUAACCCGGUGGACAUAUACUGUCUACGUUGUUACAAUAAAUUCAUAUUUUUAACGCA
This is a messenger RNA of Wasmannia auropunctata (little fire ant), 2655 nucleotides long. RefSeq names its product phosphoinositide 3-kinase regulatory subunit 4-like (gene Vps15). The record is from RefSeq and is a predicted model, not a curated record. The annotation marks the transcript as partial. NCBI's taxonomy places the organism in Eukaryota, Metazoa, Arthropoda, Insecta, Hymenoptera, Formicidae. Gene Ontology annotation, biological process: macroautophagy; late endosome to vacuole transport; autophagy of peroxisome. Gene Ontology annotation, molecular function: protein serine/threonine kinase activity; protein binding. Gene Ontology annotation, cellular component: nucleus-vacuole junction; phosphatidylinositol 3-kinase complex, class III, type II; phosphatidylinositol 3-kinase complex, class III, type I. The transcript has 5 exons.